Messenger RNA from Phoenix dactylifera (date palm), 1879 nucleotides. Its product is annotated as UDP-galactose/UDP-glucose transporter 5B-like. NCBI's taxonomy places the organism in Eukaryota, Viridiplantae, Streptophyta, Magnoliopsida, Arecales, Arecaceae. Gene Ontology annotation, cellular component: endoplasmic reticulum membrane; Golgi membrane. Gene Ontology annotation, biological process: 3'-phosphoadenosine 5'-phosphosulfate transport; transmembrane transport. Gene Ontology annotation, molecular function: 3'-phosphoadenosine 5'-phosphosulfate transmembrane transporter activity. The record is from RefSeq and is a predicted model, not a curated record.
GCAUGUAUCCAUUUGGAAGAUUCCGUCAUUAUUCGUUGAGCCGCACGCGCGCUCGAGCCCGGCCGGACUCUCGGCCCCCCACUCGCCACCUCUUACUUAUCUUGCUCCCCGACGCCGACGCCGACGCCGCCACCGGCCACGCUUCUCUCUCCCUCCCUCUCUCUCUUUCUCUCCCUUCUAAUUCGCUCCCCUGAAUCGCCCUGGCGGAGUCGCCCUCUCCUCUUCCCGCCACGUGCCUCUCCGUUCCCCCGCGCUCUCGCGAUCCCAGAACGCCCUAAAUCCAUCUUUCUCCUCUCGAUCGACCAAGAAAAGCCAAGAAAACCUUUGCGAUCGCUCCCACCUUUCCAGGCCCUCCUGUGGCUUCCUUCCGAUUGAUCGAUCGGCUUCUUCCCUAAGGGGAGAGGGGGUAAAACAAAUGUCUCUUUUGUGCGGGAGUUUUGUUAUUUUGGCUGUUUGCGUCCAAGAAUAAAUCUUUCUCUCGUUAUUGGGGUGGCUUGGGGGACAGCGAGGGAUCGGGGUCGGGUUGGAUGGAAGAUGGCCGAGCCUCCUCUCGCUCUCGCUCCUGUGAUAGAGAACAAGGUGUGGAAAUGCACGUUUGCUGUGGUUGGGAUCAUGAGUACUCUCGUCAUAUAUGGGGUCCUUCAGGAGAAGAUCAUGAGAAUGCCGUAUGGCGAAAACAAAGAAUAUUUUAAAUACUCGCUCUUUCUUGUUUUCUGCAACCGUAUUAUGACAUCUGCAGUUUCUGGAGCCACAAUACUGGCAAGUAAAAAAUCCUUGGAUCCUGCUGCUCCAAUCUAUAAAUACUGUGGAGUAUCAAUAUCUAACAUACUGACCACAACAUGUCAAUAUGAGGCCCUGAAAUAUGUAAGCUUCCCAGUCCAGACGCUUGCAAAAUGCGCAAAAAUGAUACCUGUGAUGGUUUGGAGUACGCUUAUAAUGCAGAAGAGAUACAAUGGGAAAGAUUAUUUGUUUGCUGUGCUAGUGACAGUUGGCUGUUCAUUAUUCAUUCUAUAUCCGGCAUCAACUGACAUUAGUCCGUACAAUACAGGAAGAGAAAGCACUGUUUGGGGAGUUUUGCUCAUGAUUGGUUAUCUUGGAUUUGAUGGCUUUACGAGCACGUUCCAAGACAAACUUUUUAAGGGUUAUGACAUGGAAAUCCAUAACCAAAUAUUCUACACAACAAUGUGUUCUUGUCUUUUCAGUUUAACUGGACUUAUCGCACAGGGUCAUCUUAUUUCAGCAGUAGAUUUUAUGCUUCGUCAUCAAGAUUGUUUCUAUGAUGUUGCAAUUCUGUCCACUGUAGCAACAGUCGGUCAAUUCUUUAUUUACUAUACAAUUCGAACAUUUGGGGCUCUUACAUUUGCUACAAUAAUGACGACAAGACAGUUGGUGAGCAUAUUACUGUCAUGUGUUUGGUUUUCUCAUCCCCUUAGCUGGAUACAAUGGAUUGGAACUGCCAUCGUCUUUGGAGCUCUUUACACGAAGAGCUUCUUAAAAAGCAAACCGCACAAGCCAGGGAAUGGUCUGGAUGCAAAUUCAGCAAGCAAUAAUUCAUGACACUGGAACCUCAAUUAGUUCUUUUCUACCAUUGGUGGUUGGUGGACAGGAUCAUGGAUAGAUGGAGGCAGGAGCCACCACAUUAAUCUUUUGGCCUACAGGAAGAAUUUUUGAUAGGAUGAACUAGGUAGAUGGAAAUAGCGGGGAAAGAAGAGAAGGACGAGCUUGCUAACCCAGAUACAUGCAAUGCUUUCAGGUAGAAUAAAAAUAGGAGAUAAAGGUGUUAGUAGUAUUUUUUUCUCUUUCCCUUUGUCGCAAGUUGCACAUCUUAUACAUGAAAAUAAAAUUGUUCAAAUGAUUUUUUUUGUUUUGCUUUAUCAAA